GCCGCGCAUGCCCACUGCCUCGGCCUGGUAGGGGAAGGCAGGCGGGGAAGGAUGCUGAGGCCGGCGCUGCGGCUGCCAAACGGGAGCGAGGGGACCUGCGGCGGGCAGCCGUGGGAGCAGCGCCGCGGUCAUGCCCAGCUCCCCGUCGGCGCCGCCCGGGCCGGACCCAGAGGAGCACUACGACUUCCUCUUCAAGCUGGUGCUGAUCGGCGAUGCCAGCGUGGGCAAGACGUGCCUGGUGCAGCGCUUCAAGACCGGGGCCUUCUCUGAGCGCCAGGGCAACACCAUCGGCGUGGACUUCACCAUGAAGAGCCUGGAGAUCCAGGGCAAGCGGGUCAAGUUACAGAUCUGGGACACGGCUGGUCAAGAAAGGUUUCGGACUAUAACCCAGAGUUACUAUCGAAGCGCCAAUGGAGCUAUUCUAGCCUAUGACAUUAGUAAGAGAGGCUCUUUCCAAUCCAUUCCUCGCUGGAUCGAGGAUGUGAGGAAAUAUGCAGGCUCCAAUAUAGUACAGUUGCUGAUCGGAAACAAGUCUGACCUAAGUGACCUUCGGGAGGUUCAGCUAGAAGAGGCUCAGAGUCUGGCGGAACAGUACGAUAUCAGCUGUGCCAUAGAGACUUCUGCAAAGGACUCCAAUAACGUGGAGGAAGCUUUUGUGAAGAUGGCCACAGAGCUAAUGAUGAGACAUGGAGGCCCCAUGUUCAGUGAGAAAAAUACUGACAGCAUCAAACUUGACAGCAAGGAUGUGGUAGAAGGGUGGGGCUGUAGCUGCUGAUCAUACAAUUUCUCUAAUUGUUACUGGAAUUUAGAGCAUACCUUCCCUUCUUCAUUCUGGGUCUCCUCUAUACAUAGACACUUUGCACAAACCUUUGUGUUUUGUAAGUUAAGGGAUUAACAUUUUCAGCAUGUUUUUAAUAUGAAGGAACUUUCUUGUGUAGAUCUGAAACUGGCAGUCGUUCCGUAGCAAUUUCUACUAGAUUUUUUUUUUUAGAGGAAUUAGUGCAAUUUGGCAGUAAGUUGCACAGAAUGAAGCUACUUCAUACAAAAUGGUCUGAGUGCAAAACUGCUAUUCUACCAUUCACUGACAUCUCCAUAAGGGAAUUUAUCAACUUGGAUGACAUUUAAUGCUUUUAUGGCCACAAGUUUUCAGACUGCCUGUUUAAACUCUUCACAUUCCAGGAAAAAAAAAUAAACUUACACAGGGUGACGUAAAUUUUGUAAUGAUGUUUUAAGUAUGAAAUGUUAGGUUUUCUGCAAAGGAUAUAGCAGCUGAACCUCCUAAAUUAUGAAAUUGUGUUUUUCUGGAUACUAAUGUUGCUGGUACAAGAUGUGUAAAAUAAGCAUUUUUCUCUCUCUUUUUUUUUUUAAAUAGAGAAAGCAGUAGGUAUAACACUGAGCAAUUGUAUAAUAUAUAGAGGUUUGGUUUGGUUUCGUUUCAUAUUCACCUCAGAAGACUUGAUCCUGAACACAUUUCAGUGGAUAAUAGUUCCACGGGUUUCAGUGAACUUUCUGGGAAGUAAAUGCCUUUGAAAAUGUAUAGGGCUUUAUUUUAAAUAGGCUGAAAAUUAUAAGUUAAGAUAGAUUUAAUAGUUUAUUUUGCACAAUUAAUAUAGAUUCCGUAGUUAAUAUUAUAGAUUGCUGAUUCUUGUCUUCAUUAAUUUCAAUAUGGUUAGCAUACUUCAGAGAAGCAGAUUAUUUGAAUACCUUUCCCUUCAAUCUUGGCUUCUUCUUGUUUCAUUACUAUUGAGCAUAUUAUAAAUUAUUCCAGCUAGAGGAUUUUUUUUUUCAUUUUUUGGUACUUUCAACAAUUACCGAGUUGGCUGUUUUUGAACUUUCUCUGGUCAGUGGUAUUAAGAAGUUGUUGAUUCAUAUAUGGUAAAUGUUGACUUAGGUGUAGGAGAUCAUUGGUCAUUUUCCUAAACCAGGGGUCUUCAAACUUGGCCCUUUUAUGACUUGUGGACUUCAACUUCCAGAAUUCCUCAGCCAGUGUGCCUGGCUAAGGAAUUCUGGGAGUUGAAGUCCACAAGUCAUAAAAGGGCCAAGUUUGCAGACCCCUGUCCUAAACUGAACGCUCAUGGUACGGAGCUCUAAAAAUCAUCAAACAGUUGCUUUGUAUUGUAAGACAAAAUGGCUCAGGAAUUCUCAUUAUAAGGCAUAUUUGCUAAUUUAUAAGAUACUUCUUUUAUAUCAUAGGCCCUGGGUUUCCUAUUGUUCCCUCCUUACCCAUUUCUUUUGCCCCUGAUUUCUUCCAUUAUGCUACAGCACAAUCUUCAAAUUAGCUUCACACUAUUUUUUUUUUUAGGACAAAUCAAUAGCAUAUAGAAAAAGUCUGCAAUCUAUUAGUCAGAAACUGCUGAAUUAUUUCUGCUUUGUUAAUUUAAGAUAAAUAUCCUUGUUUACAUUGGCCAGUGUAAGAUAUUAAUAACAAUUGCCUUUUUUUGAGCACCUUAAACUAAGAAAUGAAGAAUAAUUGUAAUGACUGCAAAUCUUCCAAGUCAAUUUUUCAGUGUCCAACAUUAUUUCUAAUGGGCCAUAUGCACCUGUCUGAGAAUCAAAAAUUUUGAAUGAAAUCCUUGCAGUCAAUUAUGUUAAAACGGGUUUGAUACAAUGGUACUAUUAUGGCAAUGAUUACCUCCCUGAGUAGCUAUAGGCUUUCUAACAAAUCUGACUUUUUUUUUAAAGAUUUCUUAUUUUUAAAAGAUCAAAUGUGAAACUAACAUAAUAUGCUCUCAAACUUGUGAAUAUGCCCAAUGCAUUUGUCUAAUCUAUUUUAGGAAAAUACUUAGCAUUUUAUGAUUGGAAACAAGUUUCAGUUUAGUUAGCAGAGAUUAGGAUAACACUAGUUUCGGAGAUUGUUUUUGUAGAAUGUCAGUAUGAAAAAGUUAAAACAUUUAAUCUGUUUUAAUUUUUCCAGUAUAAAGUGUCUGGCUGUGUAAUUUAGCUUACUACUCAAAUUUUGAUUCCAAUGAUUAUCCUGAUGAAUGUUUUAUUGUAAUUUCAGAAUAGUAGCUUUAAAGGUGAAUGUUUUGUAAGGUGUAGACAAGAAAGGGGCCUUAAAUUCAGUUAGAUGUAGUUUUGUAAUUAUGGUUCCAUAGAAAAGAGACAUGCCUGAGAGAUGCUGCUUCUAAAUUUUAUACCAGAUUUCUUCAGGUUUAUUGUAUUCAGCCUUUAAUUCCUAAGCAGUAACUAACAAUGUUUAUUAACAGAACAUUGGCAUUAAAUAGAAAUGGUUGAUUGUGUAUUGUGAAUCCAAUACUAUAAGCAUUACUUAUGAAACUGAAUAGAGGCUCAGGGUGAUUAAUUGAACCAAACAUAGAUCCUAAAUUCAUCUCUUCAUAUAGUAGCUUUUAUGUCAGGCAUCAUCAAGCCAUAGGCAAGUCCUUUUCAAAAUGCUGAGGUUUUGGCAAAAUCCUGCACAAGUUUUUUUUUAAUUGGGUUUCAGAGAUAACCUUUAGGAAUUUGAUGGGUGCUACCUUUUAAUCAUUUCUAUAUGAGAGAGGGCUUUUUAAGACUAGUCCCUGCCAUGUCUUACGCAUAUGUAGAAGGACAAAUUUGAUUUUUCAAGAGUUCUUUUGAUUUCCAUGAGCGUUAGAUGAGAGAGUAUACUCAACUCAGUAAAUAAAACAAAGUUCAAGACAAAAGAACUAUAUCAGCUCCAUUUCCAGUUGUUAAAACAUCAAAAAAUUGAAAUAAGUUUCUUUUAAAAUAAAAUGUGGCAUAAAAUUUGACGUCA
Messenger RNA from Crotalus tigris (Tiger rattlesnake), 3733 nucleotides. RefSeq names its product ras-related protein Rab-43. Lineage: Eukaryota; Metazoa; Chordata; Lepidosauria; Squamata; Viperidae. The record is from RefSeq and is a predicted model, not a curated record. Bases 131 to 775 code for a protein of 214 amino acids. Gene Ontology annotation, biological process: protein secretion; regulation of exocytosis. The transcript has 3 exons. Gene Ontology annotation, molecular function: GTP binding; GTPase activity.